Molecule: messenger RNA, 1693 nt
Organism: Drosophila kikkawai
Lineage: Eukaryota; Metazoa; Arthropoda; Insecta; Diptera; Drosophilidae
Gene: Cyp12e1
Product: Cytochrome P450 12e1
Molecular function (GO): monooxygenase activity; iron ion binding; oxidoreductase activity, acting on paired donors, with incorporation or reduction of molecular oxygen
Source: RefSeq, a predicted model, not a curated record
AUGUUGUCGAGGCAGUGGAACGCAAAUAAGCAGAUCGCCAGGCAGGUCUACCAGCUCCAAAGGGGGCUGGCCAAUAAGACCUCUCCUGUGAACUUGGAGGAGGCCAAGCCCUAUGCUGAUAUUCCGGGUCCCAGCAAAUUGCAAUUAAUAAGAGCUUUUCUGCCAGGCGGUCGCUAUAAAGACCGACCAGUUCACGAAAUGUUUCUUGAUAUGAACCGGCAAUAUGGGAGUAUCUUUAGGAUGCCCAGCAUAGCUGGCACUGAUCUAGUGCUGACCAUGAAUCCCCAGGAUUAUGAGAUCAUCUUCCGUAAUGAGGGCCAGUAUCCUUACAGGAGAAGCUUUGAGGUAAUGGAUUACUUCAAGAAGGUGCACAGGCGUGAGGUUUUCGAUGGCUAUGAUGGUCUGACCUCGGGCAACGGCCCAUCCUGGGGAAAGAUGCGUACCGCAGUCAAUCCCAUACUUCUGCAGCCCCGCAAUGCCAAACUCUAUAUUAAAAACUUGCUGCAGGUCAGCGAUGAUUUUGUAGAGCGCAUUCGUUCUAUUCGUGAUCCUGUGAGUCAGGAAAUGCCAGAUGAUUUUGCAAUGGACAUUCGCCAUUUGGUGAUAGAAUCCAUUGGCUCCGUGGCCCUAAACACACACCUUGGCCUUCUGAGGGAAAACCGGGAAAACAAGGAAGUUAAGCAGCUUAUUUUAGCUCUUCAAGAUGUGGUAGAGCUGGGUUUCCAGUUGGAUAUGAUGCCACCUUUCUGGAAGUAUCUGCCAAUGCCAAACUUCAAGAAACUUAUGCGUUCCCUGGACUUGAUAACCGACUUUUGCAUUUUCCACAUCGAAGAGGCUUUGAAAAGGAUUGAAGCUGAUGCCAAGGCGGGAAAACUCACCGAGCUGGGUCUCGAGACCAGUUUACUGGAGAAGUUAGCUCGUUUCGAUCGUCAAACUGCUGUGAUUAUAGCCAUGGAUUUGUUGUUUGCCGGUGCAGAUCCGACAUUGGUAUCCCUCAGCGGCACUCUGUUGAGCUUGGCCAAGAACCCCGACAAGCAGGCUCGUCUUCUGGAGGAGAUCAGGGGCAUACUCCCCGAGAAAGACUCGCCACUGACCAUGGAGAACAUGAAUAAUCUACCCUACUUGAGGGCCUGCAUCAAGGAGGGCAUCCGUAUGUAUCCCAUUGGCCCGGGAACACUUCGUCGAAUGCCCCAUGAUGUGGUGCUUAGUGGCUACAGAGUUGUGGCUGGAACGGAUGUGGGCAUGGCUUCCAAUUACCAGAUGGCCAACAUGGAGGAGUUUGUGCCCAAUGUUCGCAAAUUCCUACCCGAGCGUUGGUUACGUGAUGAGUCCAACUCCCACCUGGUCGGCGACACGGCCACGCCCUUUAUGUACCUGCCCUUUGGUUUCGGUCCAAGAGCCUGUGCCGGCAAGCGGAUCGUGGACAUGAUGAUGGAAAUAGCCAUAGCCCGGCUGGUGAGGAAUUUCGAAAUCGGUUUCGAAUAUCCCAUUGAAGAUGCCUUCAAGGCAAGGUUCUUUGUUCAGCCAAAUAUACCCUUUAAGUUUAAGUUUGUGGACCGCUGCGAUUAGGCUUCUUAAACUUUAAAAGGAAAAUAUGUUACUCAGGAAGAAGACUAGGGAAGAAAAAUUGUAUAACCUUUGAAAUUUAUAAAAGUGUAUUACUAAAAUAAAACCAUUAUAUCUGAACACAAAA